Messenger RNA from Dermochelys coriacea (leatherback sea turtle), 3482 nucleotides. RefSeq names its product DNA damage induced apoptosis suppressor (gene DDIAS). Gene Ontology annotation, biological process: negative regulation of intrinsic apoptotic signaling pathway in response to DNA damage. The record is from RefSeq and is a predicted model, not a curated record. Gene Ontology annotation, cellular component: nucleus; cytoplasm. The coding region runs from base 248 to 3190 and encodes 980 amino acids. NCBI's taxonomy places the organism in Eukaryota, Metazoa, Chordata, Testudines, Dermochelyidae. The transcript is spliced from 5 exons.
ACCGUGAGCCGCACCACGUGGCUCGGCUCUGCUUCGGCCGGGACACUGGGUCGGGGGCUGCACUACGCAACUCCCAGAAGCCACGGGAUGGCCUCGAUCUGGGUCCUACGCACUCCAAUAGGAGCAGCAGGGGCGGUGCCUGUGGAUGGGGCAGAGUGCGGAGCCACCUGACCGUGCCUCCGCGUAGGAGCCGGAGAAGGGAUAUGCCACUGCUUCCGGGAGCUGCUUAUGGUGACACUGUGAACACAUGAAUGGCAGGAGAAGACUGUUAGCUGCCUCUGUAAUUUCUGUCCAAAACUCCAACUUUGUGUAUCCUUCUUGUCAAAAUUGCUUUUCUAAGCUGAUAUUAGAUUCUAAUAGGUUUAACUGUCUAAAAUGUGGCUGCACGGGUGAAGCUAAGGAUGCAAACUACAGGUAUAAGCUGUCCCUAAAAGUUGCUGGCACUAGUGAUUUAUUUAACAUUACCGUGUUUGGAAGCUCUUUAGAUCCAUUCUUUGGGGUCACAGCAGGAAGUCUGCAGAGGUAUAUUCAAGAUUUUAACCAAGUAGGAGAGCUGGACAGAGAUGUAUCUCCAAGUGUGUUAAUUCAAGCAGUCAAAACUUGUUUCAUUGGGAGAAGAUUUAUAUUUGGAGUGAAGAGCUCUGAAAAUGAUGAUAGAGGACACUCUGUUUAUGACAGCAUUUUGCAAAACUGCUACAGAAUUAAUAGACUUACAAGAGAUCUUACAGCCUGCCAGAUUUUCCUGCCAAACACGGCUGUUGCCGGCUUUACUGUUAUCAGCUACUUCCAUCAGCUCCUGCAAUCAGCUAAUUUCAGGAGCAGUCACUGUAGCUCACAGCAACCUGGUUGUCCUUUCAUUGCAAUAGAUCAGCCUAGCAGCGAGCUCAGCAGCUUGUGUAGCUCUGGCAGCAACUCAUAUUUUGUUCAGUCAGGUGGCCAAGAGAGUUUUUCAGGACCCUGGCAGCAGUCCUUUGGUCUGACUUCUUCAUCUGUUGAUUGGAUAACAACAGAAGACUUUUCAUCUUUAGAACUGGGCAAGGCUGCUGGUGAACAGUGUAAACUACAGGAGAGGCGUUUCUCUGCAGAAGUAUGCAGCCUAAGCCCCAGCAACCAAGCCAUUCAAGAUUUGCAGCUCUGUAACCCUCUGAAUGAGAGAAAUGAACAGGAAGAUAAUGAAUUCAGUUCACUAUCUAGUCAGUCAAACACGAUCACUGCAACUGAAAAACUAGAGAGCUUCUCUUCUUUAAAGAGAGAAUGGUCACCUGACAGGAACAGGUCCAGAUUGUUACAAAGCCCAUUGGAUUUAAAAUACUCUUGCCCAGAGAUUAUCAGCAGACAUGAUUACUUUCAAGAAAACUCUUUUAACUCCUUGAUUUACCAGAGAAAAGAUUAUUCAUUUUGCGCCUCAGCAGUGUCUCCUAAUUAUGGAAUUGCAGCUGGAACUUCUCAGGAUGACCCUAUGAUUUGGGAUGAGUUGCCGUUCUCUGAAAGUCUAAAUGAAUUCAUAGCCAGAAUUGAAAACAACAAGAGCACCCUAUCCCCAGUAGGUCUCAAUGCUCAUAAAUAUUCCCUGCAUGAAAGAAGUGAGUUGGAUGAAAAUCAUAGCAAAACAUCAUGUAGUCAAGGCAUUGUACAUGCUGCCUGCAAAUCAACCACCACAACAGGGAGGUUCCCACAACUAGCAGAGAAUGUGAAUACUUGCAAAGAGCAUAUUACCUCCUGCCAUCAAUCAAACCUCACUCCUGUAAAUGGCCAAGUAUCACAGAGUGAGUCUUUGACCAGCGUUUUAUCUACAAGUACUAAGGGAGGCAGAGAGUCUGACUUUAUACCUAACCUACCUCUGCUGGUGCUGUCCCAGUCCUCAGCAGUUACAGCAACUUUUGCUCUUUCAGCGGGCAGUUUUCUACAAUCUGAGGAAGCAAAUGUUAAUAUUUCAAACAAUGCCCAUUCUUUCACCAACCUUCAGUGUACUAUGAAAGAUGCAGAAAGCCCAUAUUUACAAAGGAGAGAGAAACCUGCCCGCUUACAUUCUCUAUAUGAUGGCUGUGUAGCCAAUUGGGAAAAUAAAGAAAAUUGUAGUUAUCCACCAGACCCAAGAACAGAUCUUACAAGUUCUCAAGACCUGGGCUGUGAUUCAGCAGCUCCCUACAAAGCUAAAAAUAUGUGUAAGAGAGAAUUAGAACCAUUAACUGAAUUGCAAGAAAAUACUGUUAGAGCUAUAAACCAGAGUGACUUGCUACAGAACAACUCCAAUCACCCCAAAAGCAGCUACAAUGCUUCUGCUGACCUCUUUGAUGCUAGUGCCAGAGAGAUAGAAACCAUGGUAGAAUUUUCAAAUAAGUCUCACAACUCUUCAGCACAGGAAGAUGUUUUGACUGAAAAGUGCACAGCAUCUGAAUUAGUGUGUAGUCCAUUAGAUGUUGACUGUAGCUAUUCAAAGUGCAGAUCCUCACUUUUUGGUAUACACAGUACACCCAUAACUUACUCACUUUAUGAUUUAGAACUUGAUCUGGUAGAUACCCAGAACUUUGUUCCUUAUUCACAGUCAACUCCUGUUGCAAGACCUCUUCAAAAAUUCAGAUCCCAGAGGGGGAGAAAAUCAGUUCUCCCUAAACUGACAUCUAAAAGUCCUACUAAAAUCCACUGCAAAUGUAAACCGUCUAGGCCUUCUUUUAAAAAUACUUUAUUAAGACAACUUACCAGCAACUUCCUGAAACACACAAGAUCAAGUAACAUAGCCAUCAAUAAGUCUGUUUCACAGCAAUCGUUUAUCAACAGCAAGGUGCCAGAGAAUGACUCUAAAGAAUGGAUUCCUCCAUCGGCAACAAAAUUGUUACAGCCAGUUGCAUUUUCUACUUUAAAAACAGUUGGAUUGCAAGCCAGGAGCCCAGCUAUCUGCAAACCCCUUGACAAAAAAACUAUUUCUGAAGACAAAGCCAACAGUGGAAAGUCAAGAACUGAUGCAUGUUUAAGAAGCAGAAAAUUAAAUCCUAUGAAUAGAGCUGGAAUUCCAACAACUCUUAUACCUGAAAAUGCUGCUAAGGCCUCGCUUCUGGAAGAUGCGGUGUCUGGAACUUGUGCCUGCUCAGAAACCCAGAAGAGCCAUUCAUGUGUAACUUAUUUAGUGGGUGGACUGGAUGACGCAGUUAGCUGGUCUCCUGAACUGUUUACAGAAAAAUACUAUUUCUAAGUAUGUGGCUUUUGGGGGGAAAAAAGCCUUAUCUUGAAACAUGACUCCACCUCAUUUUGUUUAAUUUUUGGAAGGGUGCCAGCAUUACCCGAGAAGAAAAAGGGCUGUUUUAAAAAAAGUGUAAUUAUUCAUACGUCUCUCGGCAUCUGUCUUGUUUUAAGAUGAAUUAUGCCUAGCUGCAAAGCCUUUUGUCUUGCACGGAGGUUGGGGAACACAGAACCCUGCUGUCACUUUAUUUUCUUGAGGAUGAAAUGACUAAGCUAAAAAAUGUGAAAUAAAAGUUUAACAUUAA